Molecule: messenger RNA, 1378 nt
Organism: Chenopodium quinoa (quinoa)
Lineage: Eukaryota; Viridiplantae; Streptophyta; Magnoliopsida; Caryophyllales; Amaranthaceae
Exons: 3
Coding region: 541-1146 (201 amino acids)
Source: RefSeq, a predicted model, not a curated record
UUUAAUACUUCAUAUAUGUCGAGUUCUUAUCGAUCAAAAUAAAAUAUUUUAACAUAUCAAACAAAAUAUGAGCCUUAAACCAAUCCCACUAACUUAUUGUGUGUGGCCAGUGUGGCAGCUCAACGCCAUCCAUGAGUUAGCUCAAAUUCCAAUACACCACCACGAUGAUGAGAUGAGCCACUUCAUCUUAUUGCAGCUAAUUGACACUGCACACGGCACACCCGUGCAACAGCAAUCAUCCUGCAAUCUUCAACAUUACAGAUUACCUGAUAUUACAGUACAAUUCACAGAAACCAGCAAAUUAAUACAGUAUAAACAAUCAAUCAGAAUUCAGAAAUCAGCAAAUUAGUACUCUCUAAUUGAUUGUUUAUACUGUACUAAUUCAGAAAUCAGUAUAACUUAGACCUGAAUGACCUAUUACACAGUUAUACUACUCUCUAAUCUCUAUUAUUGAUGUUUUCACAAAAAUGAAUCAAUCAGAAAGUCAAAACCUAUAAAUACGCCCAAAAUUUAACAUUCUUCUUCACUUGUAAAAUAACCAUGACUUACCAAAUCACACUCUCUCUUUCUACUUUCCUCUUCCUCACUAUAUCCCUCCUCACUCAUCGCAUUCCCAGAUUGGCUAAUGCCGGCAAAAUCCACAUUACCGACGACCUCGACGACGUAAUCGAUGAUGAAGAAGACGAUGACUGGAUAAACUGGGGCAAAAAAACACCCACACCAUCUCCCCAAUUUGACUUAAAUCCUUCUGAUUUGGAUAAAAUGGACCCUUCCCAGAUCCAAGCUCAGAUGAUCAAUCAUCACACCGGUCCCCUUUUCGGGUUUAUCAAGCUCAGAUUAGGCGUUCGUCGAACCCCGGAUGAGGUUUCAGAGAUAGCCAUGAAAUGGAGCAAAGUUUCGAAAACGGGAGGUUUGGAGGUCAAGUUCAUGGGGGUGGAUCUUAGCACUGUCAUGUUUACCAUGGAGGCAGGUCAAGACAGGGACGAGCUGAAGGAAUUCAUAUUGGAGCAGCCAGAUGCAUAUGAAGUCAAGAUUGGAGAUGUUGUUUACCGUAGACCUGGAGAUCCUCCACUGGAGGAGGUUAUUGAGAUGCUACGGGGAGAGACAGGCAACAGUUUCGAGGGGCAUGAGAAGGAUGAGCUAUAGCCGCAAAGGUUUACACAAUAGUACUGUAUGGCGUGUCUCCUCAGUCCUCAGCUUGGCUCUGCUCCUAACAAAGAAUCCUUAACACCUAGCAGUAGAUAAUGAGCUCCUAGCUUGUAAUUUUUCAAUUUUUGGGCUUGUAAUGCAUAGAUGACUAUUUUAACUAUCUAUUAUGAAUAGUUUAUUUUGUCAAGUGUAAAACCAAGGUUUUUUCUCUAAAGAGUGAAAGAACAAA